Molecule: messenger RNA, 1704 nt
Organism: Beauveria bassiana ARSEF 2860
Lineage: Eukaryota; Fungi; Ascomycota; Sordariomycetes; Hypocreales; Cordycipitaceae
Exons: 3
Coding region: 1-1704 (567 amino acids)
Source: RefSeq, a predicted model, not a curated record
AUGCCCUGCUUCAAGGGCAUUGCGGUGAGCGUUCACGCCAACGGAACCCCGCUGCCGGAAUAUGGCAUGCAGAAGCAGUCCAGGUUGUCACGCAUCAGCACCUACAUACCGGUUCCGCAGCCCUCGAUAAGCGAUGAUCCCAGCAAGCCCGAGCCUGCCAAAUUUGCCAUAUCCAUUACUCUCCUCACACCAGGCUUGCCGAUCCCCUACUCCGCACCCAAGCCGACCGAGGCCAAUCCCUACCCCAAGCCUCGAUUCGUCGGCGGCGUUCUUCCUGGCAUUCAUGGUGGCGGAUCUUUGGGAUACGUCAAUCCUUAUGUCCCCAUGACCAACUCGGAAAACGAGACGAUUGCCGCAUACAUUUACUUCGACGGCCGCGCCAAGGAAGAGGUUGCGACACUUCUUCGCCCCGGCGAAGAGACGUGGGUUAACAGCAGAUGGGUCCAAGUUCCAGACUCCGAGGGUGGUGGUCUUGCCGAACGCGAGUUUCUCUUUCGCGAAGUUGGCCUCGAGAGAUGGCUCAACGGCCUAGAUCUCCAAGGCCACGAUGCUGCCGAAAAGCUGGAGAAGCGUAGGCAAAAGUUUCAACGGCGCCAGCAGCGCCAGAGCAUGUCCCUCGAAGGACAAGAUGCAGGUCGCAAGAAGCGAGGUACCUUGAAAUACGGCGCAGAUGAUGGAUCUCCCAUUGAAGCUGUCUACGACUACUCAGAGUCAUCCUCGGAUGACGACGAACCACCAGAGGCCACUGGACAGAUCAAAGUGGCCAUGUUCCGAGUCCUCGCCUCUGGAGAGAUCAAGAAAGGGGAGUACUCCCCUCAGUUUGAUGCCCAUGACGGUGACGAGGAGGGAAGUACCGAAAAGAGUGGCAUAGACGCCGACGUUGAGCACACUACAAGCUUUGCCAAGCCAAAGACCCUGGAUCCAAAGACUAUCAGUACACAGACUGUGACCGGGAUUGAUGGCCCGGACAAACCUUUUGCGGUCUUCACUUUCUUUUACCGUGGUGAUCGUCAAUUACAAAAAAUUGGUGUCAUGCAAUCGGAAAAGACACAGACCCCGUCCGCAUCUGCUAAACGGCGAUCUGGUCAGCUAGACUUUUCCAACCUAGGCCCGUUGAAGGCUGGAGGAACUGUAGGCUUUUCUGCUUUCCGUGACCAUGUAACGGAAGCUUCACGACGCCGCAAGUCCCGCAAGAAGAGCAACGGACUCAUCGCUGAUGACAGCGACGAUGACGAUGACAGCGAUGGCUUAGUCAAUAUGGACCAAGGAGAUGAAAAAGACGAAGAUCCAAAGCUAGCGCCAGAGGAUGCGAAGUCGCAAGGUGAACUGGCCGAUGGAGUGAAUCGCAUUCACCUUAAGAGAGCACACUCAACCGAUCCAGACGCAAUUUCAUCACCCGGCACCCCGCAGCUCGGUUCAAACAACGAUACGCCCGGCGAGUUGGGCUCCAGUUCUGCUCAGCCGAUUCCGGUACCAUCGGGAAGCGCUCAUGCCAUUGAUGCCAUCUCAGCUGACGCUACUGUUGGAAGUCCCCUUAAGAAGGCCAGAGCAAGCGUUGACCAGAGCGUUUUUGGAGGCGACAAGUAUACAAAUACGCAAAGUCUGAGUGCUGCACUUGGCUCCGUCGUAUCGUCUUCUGCACCAAGUGUCAUUGCAGCUGCAUCGGAGCCGAAAUCGACGGCAACCGAGGAGGAAGAGUUGUAA